This is a messenger RNA of Tetrahymena thermophila SB210, 744 nucleotides long. Its product is annotated as small GTP-binding domain protein. Gene Ontology annotation, biological process: signal transduction. Gene Ontology annotation, cellular component: plasma membrane. The transcript has a single exon. NCBI's taxonomy places the organism in Eukaryota, Ciliophora, Oligohymenophorea, Hymenostomatida, Tetrahymenidae. The record is from RefSeq and is a predicted model, not a curated record. Gene Ontology annotation, molecular function: GDP binding; GTPase activity; GTP binding.
AUGGUUGAUUCUUAUAAAGAUAAUACAUUUGAUGAUUCUCAUUUAAAUAAUUAGUCUAUUGAUUAGCAUUAUGACUUACCCUAGAUCGCAAUUUUAGGUGGAUCUUUUGUAGGGAAGACAAGUAUUUUUAAUCAAAUACUAGGACAUGCUACUAAUGAACCUUUAGAAUAAGGCAUUAUCAACUAAAAAUAAAUAAAAAUAGAAAAAAAUGAAGAAGAAAUAGAAUUUAACUUGAUGGAUUUUCCUGGUUGCUUUGAUUGCGAUUAAAUAAUAAUUAAGAGUAUUGGAUUUUUGCUAGUGUUUGCUGUAGACGAUCGAUAGUCUUUCCUCAAGAUGCAAGAUAUAUAUCAAAAGAUUUAACAAAUUCAUGGUAAAUCAAUACAUAAAAAGAUAAUUGUGAUUGGAAAUAAAAAUGAUUUACCAAAAAAUGAAAAAGUUGUUAAAAAAAAAGAAAUAGAAGAAUUUUAUACAUAAAAUAAACAAGAAUAUUGGAAAUUACCCUAAAAAAAUUAAAAUGCUGUUCAAGAUAUGUUCAAAAAGCUCAAAGAAAAUAUAUGUAAUGAAGCCAAGCUAUCUCUAAGUAAAUCUAAUAUAUUAAGUAAAUCACUAACCGUAAACAGUCCUUAUGGGACACAUUUCAUGACUCAAACUGGAGUAUCAAAAAGUCAUAAAAAUUCAGUUGAUAAUAAAGAUAGUAAACAAAAGAGUUACUGCUAAGAAAAAUGUAAUUGCAGCAUAUUUUGA